AUGCUGGCACUGGGGCCCACACGCAGCUGCAACCCACCCAGCUUCACCAGCAUGAGUGGCAAUCCGUUUGCGCGUCCAAAGCCCUCUCCAUCGAAAGGCAACCCCUUUGCGCGCGUGACAGAGUCAACGAGUUUUACGCGCAAAGCCCUUCUCCCAGCCACAGCGUCGCCGAAGAAGACGCCUACAAAGUCGCAAUGGCGCAUGCUAUGGCGCGGCGGCUUCGAGAUUGGGUCCGAUGGUUGGCGGCUGGAUGGCGUUGUGUUCUUCGCCCUGCUCACCUUCCCUAGCACCCCAACGCCGAGCAUGAACCCCUUCGCGCCGCCAACGCCCGGACCCUCCGAUCCGGCUCUGCCGACCGACGCAGACCUCUGCCUUUCCCUCGAGUCCCUGCGCGGACGCAAGUACCUCGCCGUACGGGGGACGACCGAGCUUGCCGACGACGACGUGCUCGACGGCGAAGAGGCUGCUGUCCAAAUGUCCACAGCGUCGCCGGUCCUCGCGGCGUAUCUGACUGGAAUGCUGUGUCGCGAAACCAAUCUCGCACCAAGCGGACGCACGCGGAGCGCGAUGAUCGUCGGCCUCGGCGACGGCGAGGACGCGAACGUGCUCAUAUAUGGCCAGCGGGUUGGCGAGACGGAGGCGCUCAAGCUCUGUGUGGGGCGGAGGAAACCCCCUCCGCCGCCAGAGAAGAUCCGUCCUGGAGAACCCCUACCACGAGCUCCGCCGGAGAUCGAAGCUCCACGCAGAGGCUUUCAGCUCCCGAAGCGUGCUAUCUCCCGCGCCAACAGCAUGCAGGCGUACGCGGCCCCGCCGGUUCUGCGCGCCCCAGGCUUACCCAUCUCGGGGCGAUUAGGCGAGAAAAGGUCGCGGAUGGACGAUCACGCGCGCGCGGGGCUCAUUAUACCAGAACGAGAAGAGGAUGUGUUCGGAGGCAUCACUCGUCCGCCGAGCGUACGGCAGAGGGAAGUGGUGGACAACAAAGGGUGUAUCCGCAAGAUCACGAUGAACGUCCUCGAAGAACGGGGGUUUCCGCGCGAAGGGGAGGUACACAAGGAGCGGAGGAAGCUCGAAGGCGCGUCGCUAGACAAGGCCGAGGUCCGCGACAUUGUUGGACGGCACCUCAACAUGUACCUCCCUGCCGCUGAACCCAAGACAUCUUGCAGCUGGAGCGACUCCACUGCAACGGACAUCCGCGAAGGUGGUAACACCUCGCUCCCACAAGCGCUCUUGCGCACACCCACACGACAAGUCCUCUAA
Cutaneotrichosporon cavernicola is the source of this 1257-nucleotide messenger RNA. RefSeq lists its product as uncharacterized. Lineage: Eukaryota; Fungi; Basidiomycota; Tremellomycetes; Trichosporonales; Trichosporonaceae. The record is from RefSeq and is a predicted model, not a curated record. The transcript has 7 exons. The coding region runs from base 1 to 1257 and encodes 418 amino acids.